Molecule: messenger RNA, 930 nt
Organism: Candida albicans SC5314
Lineage: Eukaryota; Fungi; Ascomycota; Pichiomycetes; Serinales; Debaryomycetaceae
Gene: PGA50
Product: Pga50p
Exons: 1
Coding region: 1-930 (309 amino acids)
Source: RefSeq, a predicted model, not a curated record
AUGAAGUUAAAUUUACUAUUAUUAUUAUUUAUCGUUGAACUAGUUGCUGCUGUUACAAAUUACAAUCUUGGUUCUGCACCAGUUAGCCGAUAUUUACUGAAAACCGGUACAUAUUCGCCUGUGGCCGCCUCCAGAGUUUGUAAUGAUAACUGCUAUUCUUUCUAUGAGGGGGAGUUAUUCUGUGGAAAGUUUGAUUCAAAUGUAUCAGAAACGGACUAUUUAAACUGUCUUUGUCUUAACAAACAAUACCGUUCAAAUUUCGAAGGGUGCAACUGCAAGUCCGAGUCAGAAGUAAAUUUCUUUGAUUGGAAGUCUUCGUGUUCAGAUAUAUCAAGUGUCAAAAACUACCUGUUGCCAACCACACAGCUUGGUACCUGCAACUCCCAUUGCAGUGCUUAUCAAACUAUACCCGCUGAAUGUCUAGUUUAUGAAUCAGGAAAGUACCAAGAGGAUCAAGUUUGUAUAUGUCAAAAUGCAGAGUUUUGGUAUCAUUACGAAAAUUGUGACUGCCUAGACUUUGGUGAUGUUGAUCAUGAAUAUGAAGAUAUCUGUUAUUACGCAACAAAUUCUUUUGUAACUAGUGAUGAUUAUUAUGACUCCUUUUUUGCAACCUACACCGAAGGUUCAUUUGAAAGUAUAUUAGAAAAAGGUAGUUUUUUAGCUGAACAAAAAGGUUCUAUCACUUCUGGAUUGGCGUCAAAAACAGAGACAUCAAAGGUUUCCACCACCACGUUUUCGUCAAAUGGUACUAGCAGUGGAACCACCAACGGUGAUACUAGAGCUGAGACCAAAAGCAGUAACUCAACACAAACAUCAUCAUCUGAUAAAAACAGUUCUCAAAUCAACUCAAUCUCAUCAACAGGAGUUGCCAAUUUUGUAGCUAGUUUUGGAAUGGGUACGUUAUUGUUGUUUGUUCUCAGUUUGUGUUGA